AUGACGGAAAAGACAAGGGCGGCUAAGACUAUCGUCUUCCUCCACCCCGACCUGGGGAUCGGCGGCGCGGAGAGAUUGGUUGUUGAUGCGGCGGUUGGAUUGCAGAACCGAGGACAUAAGGUUGUUGUAUUUACUAGUCAUUGCGAUCCGAAACAUUGCUUUGACGAGGCGAGAGAUGGAACCCUCGACGUCCGCGUCCGCGGCAACACCAUCAUACCACCAUCCAUCCUCUCGCGCUUCAGCAUCCUAUGCUCCAUCCUCCGACAACUCCACCUCAUCCUCCAGAUCUUCCUCUCCUCCGAACUGCGCUCCCUCGCCCCCGACGCCUUCUUCGUCGACCAGCUCAGCGCCGGCGUCCCCCUCCUGCAGCUCCUGUACCCGCGCGCCCGCGUCCUCUUCUACUGCCACUUCCCCGACCUCCUGCUGGCGCAGGGCCGGCAGCGCUGGUGGAAGCGCGCGUACCGCCUGCCCUUCGACGCGUGGGAGCAGUGGAGCAUGAGCUUUGCUGAUGCGGUCGCUGUCAACUCUGAGUUUACGAAGGGUGUCGUGGGAAGGACUUGGCCGGCGUUGGUGGAGAGGGGGAUGGUGGAGUUGCAGGUCGUGUAUCCGUGUGUCGAUACGAAGGAGAAGGAAAAAUCACAAGAACACGAGAAGCCCCUGUGGAACGGCAAGAAAUUCCUUCUUAGUAUAAACCGCUUCGAGCGCAAGAAGGAUAUCGCGCUUGCUAUACGCGCUUUCGCUGGCUUGUCCUCGCAGGCCCGUGACGGCGUGCGGUUGGUUGUGGCGGGAGGCUACGACCCGCGUGUUGCGGAGAACGUGGGGUACCACAAGGAACUUGUCGAGCUGUGCGAGUCUCUCGGCUUGCGCUGCAUGACGGCCAAGACGCACGUCACCGCCCUCGAGAUCCCCGACGACGUGGAAGUCUUGUUCCUGCACUCGGUGCCGAAUCUACUCAAAGCAGCGCUCCUUGCCUCGGCUCGUCUGCUCGUGUAUACCCCCGCCAACGAACACUUCGGCAUCGUGCCCCUAGAGGCUAUGCUCGCAGGCGUCCCGGUCCUAGCCGCUGACACGGGCGGGCCGACCGAGACGGUCGUUGAGGGCGUGACGGGCUGGCUCAGAUCGCCUGCCGACGUGGCGUCGUGGACCGAGGUCAUGGAUAGAGUACUCAAUCACCUGUCCGCGGACGAACUCGCUGCCUUAUCAAAGGCGGGCAUCGCCCGGGUGAAAGGUAAUUUCGGCGAAGCACACAUGGCAAAACGACUGGACGACAUCGUGGCGCAGAUGCUCGGCGCGCCUAGGAAAUGGUCGUGGGGAUCGACAGCAGCAGCGUUUGGGCUGGGGGCCGUGGGUGUAUUGGGAGUCGUGCUAGCGGUUGUGGGGAGGGCUGUUGUGGUGUCAUCCUAG
Messenger RNA from Daldinia vernicosa, 1404 nucleotides. RefSeq names its product glycosyltransferase family 4 protein. Bases 1 to 1404 code for a protein of 467 amino acids. The transcript has 2 exons. The record is from RefSeq and is a predicted model, not a curated record. NCBI's taxonomy places the organism in Eukaryota, Fungi, Ascomycota, Sordariomycetes, Xylariales, Hypoxylaceae. Gene Ontology annotation, molecular function: alpha-1,3-mannosyltransferase activity; GDP-Man:Man(1)GlcNAc(2)-PP-Dol alpha-1,3-mannosyltransferase activity.